GCGAGUGGUACCAGCAGUAUCAGGAAACGGGGUCGAUACGCUCCCAGUCGGUGCGCUCGGAGGCGCGGUAGAACAUGCAGGAGGUGCAACGACGAAAUGAUGUAUGAGGGGUCGAUGGACGACAUGAUGGUUGCAAGCGCCUGUCUUGCCCGUUGUGGUGGAUGGAGUUGCGCACAGGAUGACUCCAGAUUCGACAGUCUACGUCGACAAAAGCGCGUUUCGGUAGAUCUGUUCAGCCCUCCGUCUUCAGCACAGCACGACGACUUGCGCGAACGGUGGAGAAGGAGCAUUUCGCAUUUCUGGUUCCAGCUCGGCGUUUACGUUAUCCUUGGAGUUUCUGCAUGGGUUGUUCCUGUCCUAUUUUGCGAAGAUACCCCUCUACCCUGGUGGCUGGGCUCUGCUUUUGCGCUUGCUCUGCGGUCGUACUUUACAGCGUUCGCGUUCUCGUUUCGGAUCCUAGCGUAAUAUUUCAAAUCAAGCUAUUCCUCUCUCCUCCACUCUGCAGCUUUU
Messenger RNA from Paraphaeosphaeria sporulosa, 510 nucleotides. RefSeq lists its product as uncharacterized. Bases 97 to 465 code for a protein of 122 amino acids. The transcript has a single exon. Lineage: Eukaryota; Fungi; Ascomycota; Dothideomycetes; Pleosporales; Didymosphaeriaceae. The record is from RefSeq and is a predicted model, not a curated record.